AAAACACGACCCCACAAAUCAGCUGUGAGAGGUGCUUGUCAAAAAAAAACUCACAGCAGGCAACGAACUUCACAUAAGAGCAAAUUUUCAGCCUUUCUUUAUUUUGGAAACGCCAGAAUGCUGACGAAUUGUGCCUCCAAGACGCUGGCCGCUGUGCGUGCCAAUAUCCGGGCAAUUGCCACCAGCAGUGCCCGGGCCAGCGACAAUCUCUUCGUGCAUCGCGACACGCCGGAGGAUAAUCCCAACAUCCCGUUCGAGUUUACGGCGGAGAACAAGAAGCGCGUGGAGGCCAUACUCAGCAUCUAUCCGGAGGGUCACAAGCGCGGCGCCAUGAUCCCGCUGCUCGAUCUUGCUCAGCGCCAAUACGGCUGGCUGCCGAUCUCCGCCAUGCACAAGGUGGCCGAGAUCCUCCAGCUGCCCAACAUGCGCGUCUACGAGGUGGCCACUUUUUAUACGAUGUUCUUGCGCAAACCAACCGGCAAGUAUCACAUCCAGGUGUGCACCACCACGCCCUGCUGGCUGCGCGGUUCCGACGACAUCCUGGAGACCUGCAAGAAGCAGCUGGGCAUCGGCGUUGGCGACACCACCAAGGACAGGAAGUUCACCAUCUCGGAGGUCGAAUGCUUGGGCGCCUGCGUCAAUGCCCCUAUGGUGGCGAUCAACGAUGACUACUAUGAGGAUCUGACGGCCAAGGACAUGCAGGACAUCCUAAACGACCUGAAGGCGGAUAAAAUUUCGCCCCCUGGCCCACGAAACGGUCGCUUUGCCAGCGAGCCAAAGGGCGAGCCCACUUCCUUGAGUGAGGAGCCCAAGGGACCUGGUUUCGGACUGCAGGCCGGCCUUUAGAGGAUUAGCAAUGGAGCAGCACCUAUCACUGAUUGUCGAACGAAAGUUAAAUAAAUGUUAAGCAACUCUUAGAGGUCA
Messenger RNA from Drosophila rhopaloa, 924 nucleotides. It is a transcript of the gene ND-24, whose product is annotated as NADH dehydrogenase [ubiquinone] flavoprotein 2, mitochondrial. The record is from RefSeq and is a predicted model, not a curated record. The transcript is spliced from 3 exons. Gene Ontology annotation, molecular function: NADH dehydrogenase activity. Gene Ontology annotation, biological process: mitochondrial electron transport, NADH to ubiquinone. Lineage: Eukaryota; Metazoa; Arthropoda; Insecta; Diptera; Drosophilidae. The coding region runs from base 118 to 846 and encodes 242 amino acids.